AAAGGUUAUACUGAGGGCUAAAAUAAGCGGUGUCGUUUCCUCUGACUUCAGUCUUCUUUCUUUUGACUCAUGUUAUUGGCAUUACCAGACAGAGACAGAGAAAACGUGGACUGUGCGCUUUACCAUCUUUGCCUGAUGCUUAAUUUAACCGUGUUGACAGUUAGUUAGCAUUAGUUAAUACAAAAAUCAAAGUUGAAAAGAUAUACCUCUAAAAUGACGGAACAGUCUUCGUUGUUACUGCGUAAACAACUAGCAGAGCUCAACAAGAACCCAGUGGAAGGCUUUUCUGCGGGUCUUGUAGAUGAUGAUGACAUCUAUCAGUGGGAGGUGGUCGUCAUCGGACCUCAAGACACGUUAUUUGAAGGAGGUUUCUUCAAAGCCACCUUAACCUUUCCCCGUGACUAUCCUUUGAGGCCUCCCAAGAUGAAGUUCGUCACAGAAAUCUGGCAUCCAAACGUGGCAAAAAAUGGCGAUGUUUGCAUCUCUAUCCUGCACGAACCUGGCGAGGACAAGUAUGGCUAUGAAAAGCCUGAGGAGCGCUGGCUGCCGAUCCAUACAGUGGAGACCAUAAUGAUCAGUGUUAUAUCCAUGUUGGCAGACCCCAAUGGAGACUCUCCUGCCAAUGUGGAUGCAGCUAAAGAGUGGAGGGAAGAUCCUACAGGAGUUUUUAAGAAAAAGGUGGCCCGAUGUGUGCGGAGGAGUCAAGAGAUGGCUUUUGACUAAAGCCUCACUCCAGUCAUCAACACCGUUGGAACUGCGCAGGGGAUUUGAUAACUGGUUACACAAAGAAGAAAAAGACAUUUAUAAACCCAUGAAUUCUUUAGUACCAUCAGCUGUGCUUUUUUGAGCAGUCAUAUAUUUCUCUACUAAUUUUUGUCUUGGAUUUUGAGAGUUGUUAUUUAUGGAUAUUGUUGAAUGGUAGUGGCGGCCAUGCUGCCAAAACUUCCCAUUUUACUUUUCAAUUUUUCAUCCUCAGAUGAACAAGUCUUCCCUUUCAAGCAUCAGUAUUUCACUCACAGGAAGAUGCAGUAUACAGGCUCUCUGUUAUGUGCAUACUUUCUGGGAAGAAAUAUCCCUUCUGAUAAACGCACCAUUUCCAAACUUAGUUUACUUUAUAUGUACCUAUUUAUUUAGACUGAGACUAUUUUAAGAUGCAUAUCGUCUGUUUUGGAGGCUUUUCUUUUUAUUCAACCUGCCACACUGAGCCAUCCAGUCUAUUGUUUAAUAAUCGAUUAUGCAGUUUUGGAGUGUCAUUAAAGAGAUGGAGAUACAGACACUGGCUUUCCUUUCCUGCACUUUUCUAGGAGUUCUGCAGAGAAAGUGUUUCUUCUUUCCCUGAGGGGGAAACUUAUCAUCCAGCGCUGCCUUAACUUUGACUGCCGAGGAAGGAAACCUGUUUUCAAAAAGGACUGCAUCUGAAGGCUUGUGUUGGAGGCAGAAAAAAAACUAUUGUCAGCAAACCAAAGAGAACACACCAAUAAAUAUUUUUUGUAAUGAACAUGCUACAUUUUUACCUAUGUAAAUAUAAACUACUUGUCCUAGUCAUUGCACAUGUUCAGAGGAAAAGCAUCCAUCUUUCCUAUGGGAGAGGUAGCGCUGAGAGUAGCACUUCAAAUACCACCCAUAAAGUGAUCUCCUAAUCAAGUGGCUCAUCAGGGUUGAACAGUAGUGAUAACAUUUUUUAUGCUGAGUAAGGACAUCAUUUGAGUAGUGGGUAUACAGUUGUACCCACUUUUGAGGUCAGUGAAUGUUAGAUUGUGAAACAAGUAAUAAAGCUCAAUGUGGAAAUUG
Molecule: messenger RNA, 1791 nt
Organism: Seriola dumerili (greater amberjack)
Lineage: Eukaryota; Metazoa; Chordata; Actinopteri; Carangiformes; Carangidae
Product: ubiquitin-conjugating enzyme E2 G1-like
Exons: 6
Coding region: 214-723 (169 amino acids)
Biological process (GO): proteasome-mediated ubiquitin-dependent protein catabolic process; protein polyubiquitination
Molecular function (GO): ubiquitin conjugating enzyme activity
Source: RefSeq, a predicted model, not a curated record